UUCACACACACGGAGUGCAAAACGAGCUGCUGAGACUUUUGAAUCUUCUCAAUUCUUCUCACCACAAAGUUUUUCGGUUGUUGAGGACAUACUUUGGCCAAAGGGGACUGUUUUAUGCAGACUACAGCACUGACCCAGGGUUUGGAGAGAAUACCAGACCAGCUGGGUUAUUUGGUGAUCAGUGAAGAUGGGGUACUUGCAUCUUCAGGAGAACUGGAGAAUGAUGAGCACACUGCAGGUGUGAUCAUGCAGAUGGUCCGAACAGCAUGUCGGUUCAGGCUUCAUGGGGCAGCAGAGCCACCUUUUAAACGCAUGUCAGUAAUGUUUGAGGACUAUGUUUAUGCUGUGACCAUCUCCGGACAGAAAGUGUUUGUAGUGAAACGCCAGAACAACCAACGGGAUCCUGUAACUGUCUAGUGCUAAGAGGAAGAUGCAAGUUGAAAGACAGUGUGUACACAAAGAAAUGCAAAAAAAAUUCUUACAUUACACCUCCUAAAGGCAAAUUAUUAAUGAUUAAAAUACUUAGUUUUCUCUUAGAAUAAGAAAUGGAAUCAUACAUUACAUUUUUCAUUUUAUUUGGAUUUUACUGAUAUUGGUGGCACUUGACAUUCAAUUUAACUUAAGUUAUAGUAGGAUAGUGGGUUUAUACAACUUAAUGAUGCAUUGUAAUGUUGUUCAGGCAUUUUUUUAUCUGAACAUUUUUUUUUUACUUUAUGCUCUCUAGUUCCAAUCUCAGCUAUUAGCCAGCUGGGUGCCUCGAUUAGUGUGUCUGUAGGGGUGGGAAAAUGACCCCAUCCCCAGCAGGUGAAAAAAAGCAAUGUGUUAUUGCGCACGUGUCAGGGAGACAGCCUGGGCCCUCUCCAGUCAGGGUGAGAUAUGCUGGGGGCGGGAUGGGGGGGUGUAAUUUUUUUUUUACAUUUACCUUUUCAAGAAAUAUUUAUCACCCAUACAUCAUUACCCAUACAGCUUGUACCUGUAAAUAUGUUCUAUUUAUUCAGAUUUACUAGUGUCUUCAAUGAUAAUAGCUAGCAAGUACAUUAUAAAAGUUGUCACAAGCCACUUAUUUCUGGGUCUGCUCCAAAAGUAGUGGAGAUGUAACUUUUUCCCAGAUAAUACUUGUCACAUCCUGAUUUCAGAUUGUGUUGGACUAAAAUUCAUCUAUUAAAUAAAUAAGGUUAAUUAAAUCACUUUUGUGCUUGAAGAGUUUGGCAUCUUAACGCCAGGUCCUUUUCUUUAGGAUUUAAAAGAAAUUUUAAUUUCAUAUGUUAAUUCCAAUCUGAUUUUUGGAAGUAAUGCCCAGAAAAGCCAAUUACAUUUAUUUCCAAAAAGUUUUGAAUGUUUAUUUGUCUCUACAAUGUGUGUAUUUUAGUGUACAUGGUUUCUUAUACAACCCUCAUACCCUGGAUUUUAAUCUGUGUGUAUGAUAUGGUAAUAGCAUGGUUGUGUGUGCAGAGUUAGUAUCAAGUGCAAUUUGCUGUUUAAAAAUCUCAUCAAUGCAAAUGCACUUAAUUUACUCCUACCAGCCUCAAACAGACUUCUAUUCCACUACAAUUUCAGUGUCACUUGUGAUGUGUCCCAAACUUCACAAAUGAUACCUGGUCAAAGGUGGUCUCUUAUUAUUGAUAAACUGGACAUGGGCGCUGAUAAAUUAUGAGCUACAGUCAAUAACUGAUUUCCAACAAAGCCAAAUAAUAUGAUGGUGUACCUAAUAACACUGGACGACAAUUCUUUUUUUUCUUUUUUUGCAAAAGUUUUGCUUCCUUGAAAAUUUUUGGUGAUUGUGAUAGACCCAUUCGAGCUGAACACAUAUAGUUUCUGACUGUAUCACAUAUAAAUUCUGAGAAACAUGAGAUUAAGUUUUACUGAUUAUAAUACUUUUAAAUCUUACAUGUCAUUAGUUCAACUGAACUAAAAGUGUUUUGCUGCUGAUUUUUGUUUGUACUCAACAUCUGGUUAAUCUCAUAUUAGUUUCCAGUAAUCGUUAGCCAGCAUUAAGCAUCAAGCAGGAAAUGAAUUUUUAAUGACACAUUGCACUUUAUCGCUUUGUAAGCUUGAAGAAGGUUGUCAACCAGUUUGAUGUAAUUUGGCGCUCAGUAGUUGCCAAGGAAAUUUUCAGCAGCAUCCUUAAAUGUUACGAUUUUCUCAGGACCCACCAGCAGCUCUUCGAACUCAUUGUCUCUCAUUAUGUGUCGGAUUUGUGGACCAACAAAAAUGCCUCACGUAAUCAUGGCAUCAAUUCUUGGUAACAAUUCUUAAAUAGAAAAAAAACCUUCUUCCUU
Molecule: messenger RNA, 2279 nt
Organism: Trichomycterus rosablanca
Lineage: Eukaryota; Metazoa; Chordata; Actinopteri; Siluriformes; Trichomycteridae
Gene: lamtor4
Product: late endosomal/lysosomal adaptor, MAPK and MTOR activator 4
Exons: 4
Coding region: 115-417 (100 amino acids)
Biological process (GO): positive regulation of TOR signaling; cellular response to amino acid stimulus
Cellular component (GO): lysosome; Ragulator complex
Molecular function (GO): guanyl-nucleotide exchange factor activity
Source: RefSeq, a predicted model, not a curated record